GACAAAAAAUGGAACACACCAGCAGUGUGAAGAGACCUGAAAGUGGCACAUGGCAUGGCAGAGUGUGGCGAUGGAGACAGCAGCAAUGGGAGGCCGUACAGGGACCCAUGAGAGACUCUGGACCUGGCAGCAGCAAGAGAAGGCGGUACAGGGGGGGGCCCAUGGCAGAUAAGGGGCCUGGCAGCAGCUAUGGGAGGCCCGUAAUCUGCCAGCACCCCUAUGACAAAAAAUGGAACACACCAGCAGUGUGUGAGGAAGACCUGAAAGUGGCACAUGGCAGAGUGUGGCGAUGGAGACAGCAGCAAUGGGAGCCACCGUACAGGGACCCAUGAGAGACUCUGGACCUGGCAGCAGCAUGA
Molecule: messenger RNA, 359 nt
Organism: Staurois parvus
Lineage: Eukaryota; Metazoa; Chordata; Amphibia; Anura; Ranidae
Source: the annotation of a GenBank genome assembly